Knipowitschia caucasica is the source of this 222-nucleotide messenger RNA. NCBI's taxonomy places the organism in Eukaryota, Metazoa, Chordata, Actinopteri, Gobiiformes, Gobiidae. The record is from the annotation of a GenBank genome assembly.
AUGGUUUACACUGAACACCAUGGAGACCGUCGUGUGGCCUCUCCUCAGCACCAGCCCCCACACUCCUCACUUGCUCCCUCCCCCUCUCUCCCCUCUCACUCUCCCACUCUCCUCCAUCACAUCUACACUGUUUGCACAGAUUUGCACUUGCUCCGCUCACUGCGCUUUAAAUCCGCUGCAGCCGCUGCUCGAUUCAAGCUAAAUCAGGUUGACAGCAUCUGA